CUGCUGCUGCGUCCCCGCCAUUACAUUUAACUGUACGCAAUCCGCAACUUUCGGUGACUGGCGUUUGUUACAAGUCGGCAUUUCGUAUAUUCGUGCCCGUUAUUAGUAAAGAAGGAAAACGUUCAGAAGAUGUUUCUAACGCGUUCGGAAUACGAUCGUGGCGUAAACACCUUCUCGCCGGAGGGAAGAUUAUUUCAAGUGGAAUAUGCCAUAGAAGCCAUAAAACUUGGCUCCACCGCCAUUGGAAUUGCAACAGGGGAAGGAGUGGUCCUGGCAGUGGAGAAACGCAUCACCUCUACUUUAAUGGAACCGACAACUGUAGAAAAAAUAGUAGAAAUCGACAAACAUAUAGGAUGCGCGGCAUCCGGUCUAAUGGCAGAUUCACGGACAAUGAUCGAUAGAGCUCGAGUUGAAUGUCAGAAUCAUUGGUUCGUUUACAAUGAAAAGAUGACGGUGGAGUCAACCGCUCAAGCCGUAUCCAACUUAGCCAUACAAUUCGGGGAUAGCGACGAUGAUGGUACUGCCAUGUCCAGACCGUUUGGUGUAGCGAUGUUAUUUGCUGGGAUCGACGAGAAAGGCCCACAAUUGUAUCACAUGGAUCCAUCCGGUACUUUCGUUCAGUUUGACGCAAAGGCUAUAGGUUCUGGUAGCGAAGGCGCGCAACAGAACCUUCAAGAAGUGUAUCACAAGUCUAUGACUCUUAAGGAAGCGUUGAAAGCUGCGCUAACAAUAUUGAAGCAAGUGAUGGAAGAAAAACUCAACGACACCAAUAUCGAAGUGAUGACGAUGACACCUGGGCAACUGUUUCACAUGUUUUCUAAAGCCGAAUUACAGGAGGUGAUUAAAGACAUUGCUUAAGAAUUUAUUGCAUAUGUAUGAGGUAUUGCGAAUACUUUCACUAUACGAAGUCACGGAAAGAAUGAAUGGAUUUCUUACAUGGAACAGCAUAAUUGUAAAUUAUACCUGCACUUUACACGGGGUGAA
Molecule: messenger RNA, 984 nt
Organism: Dinoponera quadriceps
Lineage: Eukaryota; Metazoa; Arthropoda; Insecta; Hymenoptera; Formicidae
Gene: Prosalpha5
Product: proteasome subunit alpha type-5
Exons: 3
Coding region: 130-858 (242 amino acids)
Biological process (GO): proteasome-mediated ubiquitin-dependent protein catabolic process
Cellular component (GO): proteasome core complex; nucleus; proteasome core complex, alpha-subunit complex
Source: RefSeq, a predicted model, not a curated record